UGUUGAGGAAACAAUACACACGGGAAGCUAUUAUAUCUAAGGGAUGGAUGUGGUUACAGUAUAAAAACAAACUGAAGGUUCUCAGUGUCACCAGUGCUGAAGGACCUGCUAUUCCCGAGCUGUGAUGCGCGUACCAGAUAGAAACAUGAAGAACUGUGUUGAAUAUUCACUGCUUUUUGUCAUUUCCAUUAUUCAAGUUUCCCUACAGCAAAGGAUCAUUGGAGGCCCAGAGGUUAAACUGUAUUCCAUAAAAUACCAGGCGUCGCUACAGUACAACAACCAGCACUACUGUGGAGGAACUCUUAUUCACCCACAGUGGGUGGUGUCUGCUGCACACUGCUGGAAGCCAAACUAUUUGAUCAAAGUAGUGCUGAGUGAGCACGAUCUCUUCAAGAAAGAGGGAGUGGAGCAGGAGUUUAAUGUCUCCAGAACCCUGGUCUACUACCUGUACAACUACAGGACAUUUGAUAAUGACAUAAUGCUCCUGAAGCUUGAACGACCAGCUAACCUGAAUGCUAACGUGCAGCCGGUUCAGCUGCCAAGCACAAACAUGCCACCAUUCUCCAGUGACAUGAUGUGUGUGGUGAGUGGCUGGGGGGUCACGGAGGUCUACAGCUACCAUCUGUCUCCAGUCCUACGUGCUGUAGAUGUACAGAUCAUCCCCACAUGCCAGCUCUACUAUUACUACAAGAUAACAAACAACAUGGUGUGUGCCGGCUCUCCACUGGGAGGAAAAGACUCAUGCCAGGGUGAUUCUGGCGGCCCUCUCGUAUGUAACGGCUACUUUGAAGGCAUCGUCUCCUGGGGCAUUGGUUGUGCCAAUCCAUAUUUCCCUGGCGUCUACACCAAAGUUCGUAACUACAUCCAGUGGAUCAACUGGAUCAUUGACACCCAAAGUGGCUAGACUGUUUUUGUUCUUUUUGCAGCUU
Molecule: messenger RNA, 929 nt
Organism: Neoarius graeffei (lesser salmon catfish)
Lineage: Eukaryota; Metazoa; Chordata; Actinopteri; Siluriformes; Ariidae
Product: trypsin-3
Exons: 6
Coding region: 125-904 (259 amino acids)
Biological process (GO): proteolysis
Molecular function (GO): serine-type endopeptidase activity
Source: RefSeq, a predicted model, not a curated record